AUGUCGUCCACCACUCCCACCACCCCUCCCUCCGAUAUCCGCAUUCUCACCCUCAACUGCUGGGGGCUGAAAUAUCUCGCCAAAUACCGUCAUGAGCGUCUUUCGGAGAUCGGUCGCCAGCUGGCUCUGGCGGACCCUCCCCCGCAGAUUGUAGGACUUCAGGAAUGCUGGACGCAGCAGGACUACGAAAGCAUUCGCGAGCAGACCCGUCACUUGCUUCCCUACGGCAAAUUCUACUUCGGCGGCAUCUGGGGCGCCGGCCUGGCCAUCCUGUCGCGAUGGCCCAUCGAGGAGAGCAGCAUGUUUGGAUAUCCGCUGAACGGCCGGCCGACGGCCUUCUUCCGCGGCGACUGGUACGUCGGGAAGGGCGUUGCCUGUGCGCGCGUGCGGUUUGGUCCGGGCGUGGAAGACGUCGCCGAGGUGUUCUGCACGCACCUCCACGCCCCCUACGAGCGAGAGCCCAACGACUCGUACAUCUGUCACCGCACCGCCCAGGCGUGGGAGAUCGCCAAGCUGAUGCGCGGCGCCGCUGAGCGCGGUCACUUGAUCAUCGGUCUGGGUGAUUUCAACAUGCUGCCCUCCUCGUUCGCCCACCAGCUCAUCUGCGCGCACAGCCCCGUCCGGGAUGCCUGGCAGGUUCUGCACCCGGACUCCUCCGUCGGCGCCGCCAUCGACCCCGUCGAACAGAAACGCAACAAACCCGUGCCCACGGCCGAGUUCAAUAUCCAGGAGAACGGCGCCACCUGCGACGGCAAGUUCAAUACCUGGCGCUGGUCAGAGGCCGAUCGCAAGCGGUUGGAGAAGGGCGAGGAGGUGACGGUGGACAAGGACAGCCCCGACCCGCGCGGCAAACGGCUGGACUAUAUCUUCGUGGGCGACGGCGGCUACGCGCCGGCGUUCCCGGCUCCGCGCUGGUCGGUCGAGUCGGUGCAGAUGUCCAUGAUGGGGCGACACCCGCAGCUGCGCUGUUCCUUGAGCGACCACUUUGCGGUCGAGGCCGUCAUUACCCGCGCGUCGUCCCGCCCUGCCAGCGCGAACACGUCGGAGCAUCCGACCGUGACCCCGAACACGACGCUCUCCCCGGACACCUACGACCGCAUCCUCGACAUGAUCCAUAGCUACGGGCAGCGCGAGCGGUCCCAACGGUUCUGGCGAGUAGCGCAUUUCGUGGCCUCGGUGGUGGUGUCCAUCGGGUGUUUCAUCGGCGUGUGGUGGACCGGCGAUCACCUGCCCUACGUGGCGUUCAUCCUGGUGGUCGUCAGCACGUUGAACUUCGGAGCAGGGAUCUUGGACGGACUGAUUGGCGGACUGUUCAUGUCGAGCGAGAUCCGCGCGUUGAAGGAAUUUGAAUGGGAGGUACGUAAUGCGCGACGGUUGGUCGAGCCCGAUCAGAAGCAGGAAACCUGA
Molecule: messenger RNA, 1407 nt
Organism: Aspergillus affinis
Lineage: Eukaryota; Fungi; Ascomycota; Eurotiomycetes; Eurotiales; Aspergillaceae
Product: inositol phosphosphingolipid phospholipase
Exons: 1
Coding region: 1-1407 (468 amino acids)
Cellular component (GO): cytoplasm
Molecular function (GO): sphingomyelin phosphodiesterase activity
Source: RefSeq, a predicted model, not a curated record